Molecule: messenger RNA, 807 nt
Organism: Platichthys flesus (European flounder)
Lineage: Eukaryota; Metazoa; Chordata; Actinopteri; Pleuronectiformes; Pleuronectidae
Exons: 2
Coding region: 145-747 (200 amino acids)
Source: RefSeq, a predicted model, not a curated record
UUUUUAAAGUGGCUGGAAUAACAACCCCAAUGCCAGCCAGUUCAAGUAGUUGUUAAACCAUGCCGAGGCAAUGUGACAGCGCAGGAUGAGACAGAGUCCCUACCAGCGGUCAUCGACACCUCUACAAGCCUAUCGGCUGUAGAUAUGUCCUUUGCAGCAGGAGGAGAAGAAGAUCUUCCAUCCUCGUUUGCUGACAUUCCUGCCCUAGUACAUGACCACAGCUACCUUCCCAUCCGCUUCGAUGGUCUUGUGGACAACGCUCUUGUGUACAUUUCCGGACUUGGUGUGCGACGGGCUUUGAAGAAGCUGUGCUGUGAUGUCUGCCUUGCCAGCCUGGUGACAGAGGCUGCAUCUGCCAUCAAGGACCAGAGCUACCACCUGUUGUCUCUAAGAAACAAUGGAGGCCUGGUGAUUCCAUCAGAGGGCACAGUGAAGGUCGUCAGGGCAGCAGAGUGGGUCAUUCGCCAGGCGUCAUCGAGUUCCGGACGAUCACGGCCCAUCAAACUGCUGGAGGUCAUGUACAUUGUACGGAAGAGGAUCGGGUCAGAGGGUGUGUUUGUGCUUGGGGAGCACAUCGUCGACACGCAGUAUGGCAUAGACAGCCACCACCAAACGCUGCUGACAUUAGUUGUGUCAGUGUUUUUUAAAAUAAGGCUACACCACAUCGCUAAAAUUACUACACUGAACUUACAGAGCAACAACAUGCGACAGCAGCUGAAUAAAACAGUCCUUUUCAAAGGGCAUUAGCCAAAUGUUACCACGGUUUUACCACGUCUCAGUCAGACCGGUGUUGUGCAAUAGUAGGAG